GAAGAGAAAUGAUAUUAUAUGAAGAAAGCAAAACUCACACACAAAUGUUCAUAGCACCGAAGAGAAAUGAUAUUAUAUGAAGAAAUCAAAACUCGCACACAAAUGUUCAUAGCACCAAAGAGAAAUGAUAUUAUAUGAAGAAAGCAAACCUCGUACACAAAUGUUCAUAGCACCGAAGAGAAAUGAUAUUAUAUGAAGAAAUCAAAACUUGUACACAAAUGUUCAUAGCAGCGUCAUUCACAAUAGCCAAGAAGUGGAAGGAACUCAGUCAUCAACUGGUAACUGGACAAACAAACUGUGAUCUAUCUAUACAACAGAAUAUUAUUCAGCACUAAAAAAGAGUGAAGUCGGCCAAGCAAGGUGGCUCAUGCCUAUAAUCCUAGCACUUUAGGAGGCCAAGAUGGGAGAACUGAUUGAGGCCAGAAGCUCGAGAUCAGCCUGAACAAGAGCAAGACCCCCAUCCCUACAAAAAAAAAUUUUUUUUAAUUGCCAAACGUGGUAGUGCUCGGGAGGUUGAGCCCAGAGGAUCACUAGAGCCCAGGAGGUGGAGGCUGCAGUGAGCUAUAAUGAUGCCACUCACUCUAGCCAGGGCAACAGAGUGGGACCCCGUCUCAAAACAAACAAAGGCACUGAUCCAUGCAACAACAUGGAUAAACCUUGCAAAGAUUAUGCUCAUAUCUUCAAAAAGAACCCACUCACAAAAGGCCACCUACUGUAUGAUUCCACUUAAAUGAAAUGUCCAAAAUAGGCAAAUUCAUAAAGAUGGAAAAUAGUGAUCACCUGGGGCUGAGCAGUAGGUGAUAAGGAGAAUGGGUUAACUAGUACAAGAAUUUACUUGGGGCAAGGGUAAUAAUAAAGUUCAAAAUUUAGGUUGUGGUUAUGGCUAUAAACCCUAUAAAUCUGAUUUAUGAACCUUCUAUGAGCGAACUUUAUGGUAUGUAAAUGAUAAGUAAAAUGUAUUCUCCCCAAAAAAGGAAAAAAGAAAGAAACAAAUGUAAACACCUUAUUUAAAAGGAAACACCAAAUGUGUCUCCUACCCCUAGAAAUAGCCAUCGAAUCUGUGUGAGAAUCUGCCCAUCUUCUUCUACACAUUUCCAGAAUAUUGAUAAUAUCAAUUUCCCUAUUGAAUAUUGUUUUGUGUGUUUGUGCUGUUCUUGUUCGGUAGCCGUAACAUUGCACAAAAUGUGCUGCAACUUGCCCUGUUCACGUUGUCAUUAUUCGGUGACUUGUCCGGACUGAUUCCUGAUGGACGCCAGCUGGUCGCCACCUGCUCACCGUGGAUGCAGUGGGCGUCCUGGGCACACAUGCUUUUUAAAGGUAGAAGCCAAGACAUGGAACUAUGUAACACUUUGUGCCAAAUUGCCAACUUAAAUAAUUUUUUAAUUACAAAAAAUUUGCCAAAUUUUUUAUAAUUAAAAAAACCUUUAAAACAUGCAAAUCCAAAAUUAGAAAGGACCCUCUCCUCCCAGCAGAGAUGUAGUUUAGGCAGAGUCUUCAAGAAGUAGGAAUUUGCCAAUUGGGGAAAGUGCUGCUUCUGGGAUCCUAUGGCCGAGGAGACGGAAUAUUACUGCUUUGCAAACGCAGGGUUUAACAUUUACCCUCAUACAUGAGGGGACAUUCUGCCCCUCUUGCAGACAGGACAGUUGAGAGGCUGCAUCUUGCUCCAAGGAGGCUGGAUAACCAUCCCUGGCGCAGGAAAUAGGUGGACAAGAUCACUGCACCUCUCCUAAAAAAGAAAGGGCAUCCGUUUAGCACUUACCUGAGAGAUAAGAUUUUCUUUCAUCUUUCAGAAAUGUGUUCUAAAGCAUCAGAGAAAAAUGUGGGUCAAACAGCAACCUGUUAGCUUACUCCCAGCUCAGAGAUGGACCUCAUGCCUGGACCAUUCCCAGGCACAAAGGUGGGCAGACCCGGAGCCCAUCACUCUCCCAGGAGUCCUGUCCCACCCCACAAAGCGAGAGGGAGGGGUGAGCGCUUAGAGACCAAAGGGAGCAUCUCAGAGCGGCUCCUCCGCUUCUCACCAGCUUGAUGCCCUAACUUAGCCCUUGCUUCUCCAGCCUGCUUCCUGCUCCGCUCCGGUUACCACGUGGAGCUCUGUACACCGUCCACGGUGUGGUGAGAGGUGGGUCUGGAAACCCAGCAGCUACAGUUAAGCUGCGGAGGAGGCUUUUCCGCACCUACGUGAGGGUGGAGCCGCCGGGACAAGCUUGCUGGGCAACCCUUGACAGGCUUUCUGGGGAGAGGAGGAGUGGCGCGAGGGCGUGGGCUGCCACCCCAGGUGCCUCCCGCCUUCACCUCUCGCGCCCAUCCCUGGCCCAGCCUCGGACCACUCUCCACUCUGGGCUGGCGGGGCAGAGGGAGGAGGGAGUUGAGCGCCUGUUUCCUCCUGUAGUUGGAGGAAAAGAGCAGACGCCAGGAACGCCCAGGGAGUGAUGGGAGCAGAAGACCCUGGGAGGUCACCAACAGAAGCCAGAAUGGGAGGGAGACCCGGUAGUGACCGCACCGCUGGGUUUUCAGGGGGUCCUGGACCCUCCAAAGCAACUGGGGUAAACGUAGACGCACUGCCGGGCCAGUGCAGCUGCUGGACACUGUCCCCCGCGCCGCUCCAACCAGACCGCGACGGCUAAGCCCCUCCUUUCGAGAAUCUCCGGAGCCGCCCCUGGAAGUAGUGGGGCGGAGGGACCGGAGGAGCGUCGCGCGCGGCGCAGCUAUGGAGCCCGGCCGCCAGGACGCGGAGGCCGGCUUGGAGGGCGCGGCAGGCGACCCGUACCGGCGGCCGGCGCGGCGCACGCAGUGGCUGCUGAGCGCCCUGGCGCACCACUACGGGCUGGACCGCGGCGUGGAGAAUGAGAUCGUGGUGCUGGCCACCGGCCUGGACCAGUACCUUCAGGAGGUCUUCCACCACCUGGACUGCCGCGGCGCUGGCCGCCUGCCCCGCGCCGACUUCCGAGCACUCUGCGCGGUGCUUGGGUUGCGUGGUGAGGGGACCACCGCCGCCAGGGAGGCAGCUGCGGAAGACGCGAACUCCAAGAAUGUGACCACCGGGGACGCGGCCCCUGUGGUGACCACUGACCGGGAUUCCGAUGCCGAGGAGGAGGCGCGCCUCGCGCUGCAUGCCGAGCCGCCGGAGCUCACCUUCCGCCAGUUCCACGCGCGCCUCUGUGGCUACUUUGGCACCCGCGCAGGGCCCCGGCUGCCCCGCGGCGCUCUCAGCGAACACAUCGAGACGCAGAUCUGCCUGCGCCGCCCGCGCCGCCGCCGCCGCCUGCCCCGAGGGCCUGGCCCGGACGGCGGCCCCGACGGUGGUUCCGACGACGAGCGCGUGGCGCGGCUGGAGGACGAGAACAGCAGCCUGCGCGAGCUGGUGGAGGACCUGCGCGCCGCCCUGCAGAGCAGUGACGCGCGCUGCCUAGCGCUGCAGGUCGGCCUCUGGAAGAGUCAGGCGGGCGCCCCCGAGGCGGCGGCGCGGGAGCUGCGGCGGGUGCAGGGGGCCCUGGCAGCGGCGGAGGCCCGCGCCGGGCGGCUGCGCUGGGGCCAGGCCGAGGUGCGGCGGCGCGCGGAGGAGGCCCGGCAGGCGGUGCUGCGCAGCCUGCACCGCGUGCGCGAGCUCGAGGCGCAGGCGCGACAGGUGCCGAGUCUGCAGCGCGGGGUGCGACGCCUGGAGGCGGAGCUGCGGCGGUACAGGUCAGGGGAUUCCCAGCUUCCAACCCCCACACGAGCCAGCCCAGAGCCAGGAGACAAAAGUGGCGAACCUGAGGACAUUGGGACCGGAGACCCAGGCCCCACCGCAGAGGGAGCCUGGCAGUCAGAUAGCAGCUGGGGAAGCAGAGCCCUGGAUGAAGCAGCGGAUGAGCAGCUGUUCCGCUCCGUGGAGGGCCAGGCUGCCUCUGAUGAGGAAGUGGAGGAGGAGAAGUGGCAGGAGGAGCAGAGGCCGCCAGCCGAGGCCCGGCCACUGCGGGCACAGCUCUCCAGCUGCAGGAGCCGGUGUGAUGACCAGACAGCCAAGAGGCUCCUGACUUGCUUUGGCCACUUUGGAGGUGCCGACCACGCCCACACCCUGGGGGAGCUGGAGGCCCAUGUGGCCAUGCUGGUGGAGCAGCUGGGGACCCAGGGCUGCAGUGGUGGGAAGACUCUGGGGACGCCGGGGGAGGAGGCAGAGCUGCAGCAGAAAGUGGAAGACAAUGAACACUUGCGGCUGGAACUACAGAUGGUGGAGACUGAGAGGGUGCGGCUGUCCCUGCUGGAGGAGAAGCUGGUGGAUGUGCUGCAGCUGCUGCAGAGGCUCCGAGCCCUGAAUAUAUCGAAAAGAGCCCUGGGGAAGAUUUUGUUGAGCACGCUGGAUACCUGCAGAGACCAAGAGGGGAGGUCUGGCCCCUUGGCCAUCCUGGAUGCCCUGCACCAAGCCUUGGCUGGCUGUGAGCUCUUGCAGGGACAGCCCUCUGAACCGACCUCUGCAGCUCCUGCACUCACCAGCUCCCUCCUCAUCUCCUACUGAGGAUGCUGGCCCAGCUCUGGGCACCCUGGUCAGCCCGACCACCAGAGGACCAGCCUCCAUGACCAACCUGACCACUGUCAGACUGCCCUCCACAGCUGGUCUGACCAUGUCACAUCAUCAGGACUCUGGAGGCCUCCGUCAGAGCCUCCCACCGCAGAGCCUGGCAGCCAACCUUUCCAUGGGCCCCCCACACAUCCCCUCGCCACCCUGUGUUCCUGCCUCCUGGGUCCAUGGUAAAGCCUGAAGUUGCUGGAUCAGCCCACACCUGUUGCUGUCUUCUGUCUCCCCUGCCCUCAGAGCAGACAUGCUCACUUACUUCCCAAUCCAGUCCAGAGUCUCUUCCUUGGAGUCCCAGCAUCUCCUUCCCUCCCAGACACGUCCCCUUCCUCUCACCAACCUGCCUGCUGCAGGGGAGACUGAGCCCAAUCUUUGGGCCAUCUGGUCCACUGGAAACCUCUUCAAACUCUCCAUGCCCCAGAAGUGUCUGGGGAUGCCAAGAAGGAAACUGUAGCUUCCGGGGGAGUGGGUAGGGAAGUGGUCUUAACUAGCUAUAGAAGAGAAAUAGGAUUUAGCUGGGCAAAGAGAGGAGAGAGGAGCAUUUAAUUUGAGGUAACAGCAAGUGUGGUGCCAGAAAGGGCCCCAUGAACACAGCACCCGGAGCCCCGCCUUCCCAAACAGAAGGUACGAGAUACUGGACCUCGAGGGCCCCUAGAAGAAGUAAGACAAAAUGCCUGGCCUCACCUCACUUAAAAUGUCAGAGGAGAGAAAGACACAUUGGAAAAUAGCACAAUGUGGGUGAAAUCAGUGCUAAAUGGAGGUAAAAUAAAGUGUCAUGAGUGUUCAACCAACAGGGGUUCGUCUGAGCCACCAGACGCACCACAGGAAAGGGAGGCCGUCUGCUCUGUGGAGCCAGGUGGGGAGCUGGGAGGGGACGGAAGUGGGACGGGGGACGUGGGGAGCUGGGAGGGGACAGAAGAAACACACAGGCCCACCCAAUUUUCAGAUGGUUUGUCUGGAAAUGGAAUAAACGGGAUGAAUGCUGUGACCAUCACAGAGGGGCCGCUCCGCCCCGGUCCUGUAGGAUGGGAAGAGCCCAGGACCCCUCAGGGCCCACUCCAGAGCUCGCUAGGCCACAGGCUCUGUGGCUAAUGACUGCGGGACCCAGGUGAUGCCGACCCCCCACGGGUCUACUCAGUAAAGGAGAUGGCUGUUCUGGCUCCUGAUGUGGUGCUGGUUACAUGAACGUAUGCCAGUGUUAAAACCUGGUGUGAGCAAGACUUAAGAGCUCCAGGGGGCUCGGCACCUGUAGCUCAGUGGCUAGGGCACCAACCACAUACAUGGGAGCUGGUGGGUUCAAACAUGGCCCGGGCCUGCCAAACAACAAUGACAACAACAACGACAACAAAAUAUCUGGGUGUCAUGGCGGGCACCUGUAGUCCCAGCUACUUGGGAGGCUGAGGCAAGAGAAUCGCUUAAGCCUAAGAGUUUGAGGUUGCUGUGAGCUGUGAUGCCAUGGCACUGUACCGAGGGU
This is a messenger RNA of Nycticebus coucang (slow loris), 6023 nucleotides long. RefSeq names its product EF-hand and coiled-coil domain containing 1 (gene EFCC1). The transcript has 8 exons. Lineage: Eukaryota; Metazoa; Chordata; Mammalia; Primates; Lorisidae. Bases 2708 to 4492 code for a protein of 594 amino acids. The record is from RefSeq and is a predicted model, not a curated record. Gene Ontology annotation, molecular function: calcium ion binding.